CUCUCCCCAACCUCUCCCUGAGACAGUCUGUGCUUCUCUGUGGGACUCCAAAAACGGGCCAGUGUUACUCUCCUCUCAGCCCAAACUACACCUCUGAUCCCAGGACUUCAGUACACAGAUCCCCCUGCUCUGCUUCAGAGAGUCAGCUGGACCUGCUGCUGCCAGAGAUUUCAACUUCAAUACCCUUUUCUUUGGAAAAAAAAAAUCAUCUGAUGGAAUAAGUCAGUUUAUGUGCCUGUCCUAAGUAUGGAACUGCAGAAGCUAUCAAAUGGUAAUCACCACCAUGAAGUGGCUGUGCCUGUGGAGGGAGGAGUUCCACCAGAGGAAGAAAAAUUCCUUCAACACAGGAGUGAUGGAUCAAAGAGACCUCAGUUCACAGAUUUUGAGGGUAAAACCUCCUUUGGGAUGUCUGUUUUCAAUCUGAGCAAUGCCAUCAUGGGCAGCGGCAUUCUGGGUCUGUCGUACGCCAUGUCCAACACUGGCAUCAUCCUUUUCCUGUUUUCCCACUUCUUCUUGACCCAGGCAGGCUGGACCUUCCCCUGCAGGAUCCUGUUGACAUGUAUCGCCUUACUGUCUUGUUAUUCCAUCCAUCUGCUGCUACGCAGUGCUGGAGUUGUGGGUAUCCGUGCCUAUGAGCAGCUUGGCCUGAGAGCUUUUGGUCACCCAGGGAAGAUUGUAGCAGCUGUCAUCAUCACACUACAUAACAUUGGAGCCAUGUCCAGCUACCUGUUCAUAGUUAAAUCUGAGUUACCAUUGGUCAUCCAAGCCUUCCUUGGCCACACAUCCAGCUCUGACGACUGGUUCAUGAACGGAAACUACCUUAUCAUCAUCGUCACUGUCUGCCUCAUCCUCCCGCUGACCCUGAUGAAACACCUCGGGUAUCUUGGUUAUACCAGUGGCUUCUCUCUCUCCUGCAUGGUCUUCUUCCUCUCUGCGGUAAUCUACAAGAAAUUCAACAUUGCCUGCCCUCUGGAAGUGUUUGGCAACCACUCUGUGAACACAGCCAUCUCAGAGAACACAUGCACUGCAAAAUUCCUCACCAUCAACCAAGAGACGGCAUAUACCAUCCCCAUCCUGGCAUUCGCUUUUGUAUGUCACCCUGAAGUACUUCCCAUCUACACUGAACUGAGCAACCCAACCAAGAGAAGAAUGCAGAAUAUUGGCAAUGUUUCCAUCCUGGGCAUGUUCAUCAUGUACUUCCUCACUGCCACGUUUGGCUAUCUGACCUUCUACGAGAACACCGAAGCAGAGCUCCUCCAUACCUACAGUAAGGUGGACCCCCUUGACACUCUGAUCCUGUGUGUUCGGCUGGCUGUCCUGGUGGCUGUCACUCUGACUGUACCUGUGGUCUUGUUUCCUGUAAGAAUGUGUGGCCUUCACUCACACACAUCCAAAACAAAAACAAAACAAACAAACAAAACAAAAAAACAGGCCAGUCUCUACAACACAUUCUCAACCCAAGUCGACAUUGCCACAAUGUCAGUGGCCUUUCACGUCAUUGCAUAUUUUCUUGCAUCUGCUGUUGAAGUUUCCAGAUGCCGCAAUCAACUACAGGACAACAAAUGCACAUGGUCAAACCAUCAUGGUUUGGUUCUACAUUCAUACAGUGUGAACAGUUCAUACAGCUUCUUGGACCUAUCCACCACCCCUUCCGCCCACCCUAUAAGGACAGCUCCUUAAAUAAUGUCAUUAGCAGCAGCAUGUCAACCUGACACUGUCCAGUGGCAUAUCAUACUGCCAGACACGUGCCGUGCCUGAAGUGACGACGUCCAUGAAUCAUACGUCAUAACACUGCAAAAGGUUUGGUGAAGCCACGUUGCAAGCUGACACUGUCUACUCUGCGAAAAGUGGCUUUUGGCAUCAGGUGUCUGGGGCCAAAAUUACUGACAACGUGGCAGUGAUUG
This is a messenger RNA of Epinephelus fuscoguttatus (brown-marbled grouper), 1904 nucleotides long. RefSeq names its product sodium-coupled neutral amino acid transporter 3-like. Gene Ontology annotation, molecular function: L-glutamine transmembrane transporter activity; glycine transmembrane transporter activity. NCBI's taxonomy places the organism in Eukaryota, Metazoa, Chordata, Actinopteri, Perciformes, Serranidae. Gene Ontology annotation, biological process: L-glutamine transport; serine transport; glycine transport. The transcript is spliced from 14 exons. The record is from RefSeq and is a predicted model, not a curated record. Bases 247 to 1680 code for a protein of 477 amino acids.